AUGAAGCGCCUUGAGGGAACAGUACGCAAGCGAUGGCUCAAGCGGACAAGGGAGCAACGCAAAAACCUCCUGCUCAGCGCUUGGCCGAACAUGGCAGCACUUCAUCGCCCUGAUAUUGAGGCAUUCAGGAGGGAGCCACCAGGAAAUCCGGAAUAUCGCGAGGCUUACAUGUGGCCGCAUGUCAAUUUGGAGGAUCUCUUGAAUCCCAAGCUGCUGCUGAUCUUUUUAAAUGCCCGUGGCCGGCAUCCGCCCCAUGCUUUUAUCCAAGCGGACUGGGCGUCGGUUGAUUUUGGUCGCGCUACCACCAACAUCAUUCGUGCGUUGAUGGAGAAUCACGUCAUGAUAUUCACUGGACGUACAACCCCAGAUACCUACGGAGAAUUCGUCCAAUGCGAUAAUGACCGGGCGUUUGAACCUGAAUCAGGGCGCGAAAUGAAUCCAGGUGAUGGGCUGUUGAGUCUGGAGAUUCAAGAGCGGCUCUACCGGUUCCUUGUGGAUUGUUGUAUGCUGUUGCUGCCGGAAUACACGCGCGAGAGCAUAUUGCAGGCCGAUAUUCCCAUCCAGCCUGAGCCCCCGGUAAUCACGACUUCAGAGUCGGGCCUCGAUUUACUCUCCGUGGUGGCGGCGGAGGCCCCUUAUCGUCUGCCUGCUCGUCUGGACAUCGACCGGCUUCACAGUAUCGUUGCAGCCAAAAAGAGCGCAGCAGAAGAUCAUAUCUGGGCGUUGCGUGAGGAUCCUGGAUACUUCUUAGAAGCGCUGCUCGAGAGAAAAGAACAUCGACCCGAGUUGGUCCCGGAUGCGCGUGGUCAGCUACAUCCGUCCACCAAACCAUUCGCCAUCAAAAAGCUCUGGAAUAAUAUCAUCAGUGGAGUCGUGUCUGACGCUUACUUCCAGCUGGGUCUGUGGGCUGAAAUUAAUGAUCAACUAGAGGUGAUUGAACGGUUGAUGACAAAACAUGCGGCGGUGAUACGUCCGGAGAAUGACCUCCCUCGCGCCCUGGAGUGGAGAUUUAUGAAACUCAUCUGGCUUCUGGAACGUAUGGUCCGAGGUCCGAUUAUCAACCUGAAAAUGGGAUUUCCCCCAUCUCCACCCAUCCGGUCAUUUUUCCUUCGCGCCCCGCCGCAAUAUGGUCAAGACAAUAUCCGUACCAUGCCCAAGGACAGCUGGGUGGCGGAUAAGAAACGCAGCCGUUUGUCGUGGAUCAUGACCACGCUUUGGGAUGAGAAAGACCGACCCCUUGCUGGAUUGACCAAUCUUACAGACGAGUUGCAGCGGUUGAUCGAAAAUGAUAAAUAUAUCAGGGAUCGACAUGUUGACCAAUGGUCGCAAUUCGAGAAAUCCAUGGACGGUGACUUUUUCGGCGAGUUCUGUGAUCCUACCGAUGGCCGGUUCAACUAUCCGGUUGACAAACGUCGCACCAAAGAGACUACCAUCCAGAUGCAGCAGGCAGAAGCUGCGUUGGAUGAAUUCUGGAAACAGGUGGACUUGCGUCUAGUGAAUAAGAAGAACAUGUCGCAGCACGCGACGGUCCGGGGGCUGCUUUCUCAAUCGCAUAUCCGGACUCGAACCCCAGAUUGGGUGGAACCAGCCAAAGAUGCCGAUCUGGAUGUGCCUGAAGAGUCCAAUCUUCCUAUUUCUGUGCUGUACUAUGAAUUGGAUAAACGUACCCAGCGCACGCUGGAUGUCGAGAAACUUGAACCUGCUCGAGAGAAGGUCAAAACCCGGGGGACUGCAUCGAGGGGAGCUGAUGACAUCGAAGAACCCAGCCACGGGCCAGAUAUCCAGCCCACAUUCACCGUGGACAAGCGCGCUUACAAAGUAUUCACGACACUGUUCUACGUUCCAUCUAGGACAUCUCAGCCUGGCGAAAUCCCUUGGACGGACUUUCUGCAUGCGAUGGUAUCCACUGGGUUCCGCGUGGAGAAGCUGUAUGGUUCUAUCUGGCAAUUCAGUCCCCAGCGUCUGGAUGUUGAACGGAGUAUCCAGUUCCAUGAACCACAUCCGAGUGGAAAGAUCCUGUUCCGCACUGCUCGACGACAUGGUCGACGUCUGUUCCGAGCGUAUGGCUGGCACUCGGGCAUGUUCAAACUUGAAGAGUGA
This is a messenger RNA of Aspergillus sclerotioniger CBS 115572, 2100 nucleotides long. RefSeq lists its product as uncharacterized. Lineage: Eukaryota; Fungi; Ascomycota; Eurotiomycetes; Eurotiales; Aspergillaceae. Bases 1 to 2100 code for a protein of 699 amino acids. The record is from RefSeq and is a predicted model, not a curated record. The transcript has 2 exons.